Messenger RNA from Cryptotermes secundus, 2537 nucleotides. It is a transcript of the gene Amt, whose product is annotated as putative ammonium transporter 2. Bases 1 to 1716 code for a protein of 571 amino acids. Gene Ontology annotation, cellular component: membrane. Gene Ontology annotation, biological process: ammonium transmembrane transport; ammonium homeostasis. Gene Ontology annotation, molecular function: ammonium channel activity. The record is from RefSeq and is a predicted model, not a curated record. NCBI's taxonomy places the organism in Eukaryota, Metazoa, Arthropoda, Insecta, Blattodea, Kalotermitidae. The transcript is spliced from 11 exons.
AUGUGCUCCACCUAUCCCAUCUGCUCCGGUGUUGGCAAUGACUCCAACAGUGGACCGGGUGCUACCAACACAAGCGACAGCAAUAUCCCCGGCAUAUUCGACUUGGAUGUGGGGGACACCAAUUGGGUCAUAACAUCAUCGUUCAUCAUCUUCACCAUGCAGACAGGUUUCGGGAUGCUGGAGUCCGGGUGCGUCUCCAUUAAGAACGAGGUGAACAUCAUGAUGAAGAACGUAGCGGAUGUGGUGCUGGGUGGACUCACCUACUGGAUGUUCGGGUUUGCCCUCAGCUUUGGGAAUGGACCCUGCACAACGCCAUUUAUGGGCUGUGGCAACUUCUUCGUGGACCCAACCGUCAAGGAUCCUCUCAUGGGCCCCAUGAAUGCCGCUUUCUUGUUUCAGUUGUCCUUCGCCACCACCGCCACGACAAUCGUCUCGGGGGCCAUGGCUGAAAGGUGCAACUUCAAGGCGUACUGUAUCUUCUCGUUCCUCAACACGGUUGUGUACUGUAUACCGGCGGGCUGGGCAUGGGGAGACCACGGCUUCCUGAACAGGUUGGGUUAUGUGGACAUCGCGGGUUCGGGGCCCGUGCAUCUCAUAGGAGGCAGUUCUGCACUAGCGUCUGCGAUGAUGCUGGGCCCACGGUUGGGUCGGUACGACAUGGGGAAUGAACCACUGCCCCUUGGCUCCCCUGUGAACGCUGUCAUGGGUCUCUUUGUGCUGUGGUGGGGAUGGCUCGCUUUCAACUCUGGCAGCACCUAUGGAGUCAGCGGAGCCAAGUGGCACUACGCAGCCCGCGCAGCCGUUCAGACAAUGAUGGGCUCAUUUGGGGGCGGGUGCGUUGGGUUGGGUUACUCCAUGUUCCUGCGAGAAGGACGACUGGACAUCAUGGACCUCAUCAACAGUAUUCUGGGCUCUCUUGUCUCGAUCACAGUACAUAAGGAAGACAUCGAUAUAAAGGCGAGUUCUGUGAUGUUGGCAGCGGGGUGUUUCCUGUACCGGUCGUGGGAGGCACUGCUCAUCGGAACAGUAGGCGCGAUCAUUGCUUGCAUCUCCAUGCCCCUCAUAGACAAGAUGAGAAUCGACGAUCCUGUUGGAGCAUCGUCUGUACAUGGUGCAGCAGCAGUCUGGGGUGUCAUUGCAGUAGGGCUGUUUGCAGAUAAUCCAGAGCCACUUGACACCACAAGUGGGCGCAGUGGACUCUUCAAAGGUGGAGGCUGGUACAUGGUGGGCGUACAGACCUUAGGAGCAUUUUGCCUCACUACCUGGGGCAUAUUGAGCACUUGCAUCAUACUUUGGAUAGUGAACAAGAUUAUAUCAAUUCGGAUGGAUCCAUAUGAUGAGCUCAUUGGUGCAGAUUUAACAGAGCAUCACAUCCGACACAGCCAGGUUGGAGUAAGUCGUGCUGUAUCAGCCCUACGGCCCAUCUAUCACGCCAUCGCUGAUAUAAAAGACAUUCAAAAUGUGGGCAGUAACCCAGGUCAUGAGAAAUAUCUUCAGCAGAACUACUGUAUCAACCACAGAGAUAGAGAAAAUGUGUCACUAGCAAAGACAGCCAACAUAAGAAAAUCUACAAAAGAACAACAAAAGAAUCAGGAGAUCAAGAAGAAGAAGAAAACUAAUAAAGGGAGCAAUAAAAACAAUAAAGACGACUCACUGGCAACAAUGGAAGUACUGACUAAGACUGAGGACUUUCCAAAGUUUGCAUGGUUAGACUGAUGAGACAAAGGCUGCAUCCACAUUUUAAUCAGGAAGCACAUAGAAUCAAAUGCACAUCGGAUGCUGUACAAUGGAGCAAGAUAUGACAAAGGAAGCAAAUUCAUGUCAAACGAAGCACAAAUCAGAAACCAUGAUUAACCAUACUAGAGUCAGUGGAAAUGACUUGAAGAUCCAGUUGUACAACAAUCUAUUGUAAUUUUCCUCUGUAAUUAGGUACAAAAACAAUGCAUAAAGUAUAAAUACGUCAUCAGUUAUGAUUACAAGCAGACUUUUCUCAGCCAGUACACUCACUGACAAUCACCGUGUAUUGGCAAACUUGUCACUGGAGAAGUGUCACAUCUACUGAUGCUCUGCAUGUCGAUCUUGAGGCUACAACCAAUGCAGAGGACCAGAAAAUGUAUCUUUAGGAGAAAAGUGCCGUUUUUACCUAUCAUGAUAUAAAUCCAACAAAAAUUUUCUAAAUUUACAUAUCCACAACACACAGCACCACAACUACUGUCUUUCAAUGGUAAAUACCAUACCAGAUAUUUCAUACUUCUGAGUUUUACUUCAUAUAGCUAAAUAUUUUGGCAACAAUGUAUUAUUUUCAGACAAAACUAUUGUUUUCCACAAGACAAAAAUACAUAAAAUACAGCCUUGCCUAGAAUUUCUGUCUAAACCAACUAAAAUCUUUACAAGUUGUGUGGAACCACUAAGUUUCACAUGUCCCCAUGAUUGAUAUGUACCCUGAUUUUGUGGGGGAAAAAGUGGCUAAGGAGUCAGUAAAAGUUCACAUUAAACAUUCAGUAAACAAUCAGCUUCAUUUAGUAUAAGAGCAUCAA